AUGUGGCGGCGGGAAUCACAGCGGGCUUCAUCGGCCCGAGGCCCCCCAAGCCUGAAGUGUCUCUGUCUGGGAAAGACACCUCGAAACCGUGCGUUUGACAUUCCACAGAGACCUAACAAGGAGCAAAGAGCCGCCGGUUCCUCCCCUCAGCUGCCGCGGCCGGCCGCGUUCCAGCGCGCACAAGCCCCGAGGGACCGACCCCGCGCACUAUGCCGGGGAAAACGCCACCCCAGCCCACAGCAAAGCGGCAGGAAAGCGGGAGCGCUCCGGGCGCGGCGGGAGGAGCCUCCGCGGGCCAAUGCGGGCCGGCGGGCCGGGGCACGGGAGGAAGCGGCGGCGGGGCCGAUCGGCACCUGGCUCCUGCUGCUGGCGGCGGCGCUGGCCCUGCUCCUCUCGCUGGUGGUGCGGCAGCUGCUGAAGCAGCGGCGGCCGCCCGGCUUCCCUCCCGGCCCCGCGGGGCUGCCGCUGCUCGGCAACAUCCCCGCGCUGGGCGCCGAGCAGCCGCACGUCUACCUGCGGCGGCAGAGCCAGAUCCACGGGCAGAUCUUCAGCCUUGAUCUCGGGGGUAUAUCUGCUGUUGUGCUGAAUGGCUAUGAUGCAGUGAAGGAAUGCCUCGUCCAUCAAAGUGAAAUUUUUGCAGACAGGCCGUCUCUUCCCUUGUUCAAGAAGCUGACAAACAUGGGAGGCUUACUGAACAGUAAAUAUGGCAGAGGAUGGACAGAACACCGCAAAUUAGCUGUAAAUACCUUUCGAAUUUUUGGAUAUGGUCAAAGGUCCUUUGAACACAAAAUUUCAGAAGAAUCUCUGUUUUUUCUUGAUGCCAUUGAUACAUACAAAGGCAGACCCUUUGAUCUUAAGCACUUGAUAACAAAUGCUGUUUCAAACAUUACUAAUUUGAUUAUUUUUGGAGAACGUUUCACAUACGAAGAUACUGAAUUUCAGCACAUGAUUGAGAUUUUUAGUGAAAACAUUGAAUUAGCUGCUAGUGCUUCUGUAUUUUUAUAUAAUGCUUUUCCUUGGAUUGGUAUCUUGCCAUUUGGGAAACACCAGCAGCUGUUUAAAAAUGCAGCUGAAGUCUAUGAGUUUCUUCAUGAGCUUAUUGAACGUGUCUCUGAAAAUAGGAAGCCUCAGUCACCUCGACAUUUCGUAGAUGCAUAUUUAGAUGAGAUGGACUGCAAUGGAAAUGACCCAGAAUCUACAUAUUCAAGAGAAAAUCUAAUUUUCUCCGUUGGAGAACUCAUCAUAGCUGGGACAGAAACCACAACAAAUGUUUUAAGAUGGGCAGUGUUAUUUAUGGCUCUUUAUCCCAAUAUUCAAGGGCAAGUUCAAAAAGAAAUUGAUCUUGUCAUUGGCCCGACCAAAAUGCCCACCUUGGAAGAGAAGUGCAAGAUGCCCUACACUGAGGCUGUUCUCCACGAGGUCCUGAGGUUCUGUAACAUAGUCCCUCUAGGGAUUUUCCAUGCCACUUCCAAAGACACUGUUGUGCGUGGUUACACCAUUCCUGGAGGCACCACGGUCAUCACAAACCUCUACUCUGUUCACUUUGAUGAAAAGUACUGGAGCAAUCCAGAGGUGUUUUUUCCUGAGAGGUUUUUGGACAGUAAUGGGCAGUUUGUCAAGAAAGAUGCGUUUAUUCCUUUUUCCCUAGGAAGAAGGCAUUGUCUUGGAGAACAGCUGGCUCGAAUGGAAAUGUUUCUGUUUUUCACCUCCUUGCUACAACGGUUUCACCUGCAUUUUCCUCAUGGGGUGAUCCCAGAGCUCAAGCCGAGAUUUGGGAUGACCUUACAACCACAGCCGUACCUCGUCUGCGCCGAAAGGCGGUGAAGGGCAGGGCUGAGAUGGGCAGGGCGAGCACAGUGCUCCCACCUACGGCUCAGGAUCCACUUUGCCUUCUAUUCCUAAACGUGUUCAAGCCAGAAAAACAAAGAUUUAAAGAACUAAUAGUUUCUCUUUUACUUGGUUUUCACAGAAAAAAAAACCAAACGCGAACUAAAAGUGUGGAACACAUCCUGUGUGAAAGUGAUGUUUUCACUCCAGAAGACUAUAUUGAAUCUAACUUCUGAUACAGGUUUUAAAUAUUUAAUUACUUAGCAAGACAUUUUACUUUGAGAGGACACUUUCAUAAGCAUGGAGAAUAUGGUUCAAAAUGUUUAUGCUUGAAUUCAUCCAUGGAAAUAUCAUUUACAUUAUUCCAGCUAAGCCGUUCUUUAUAAUAAUCCAUUAAAUUUUCAUAGCUAAAAGGGCUUUAAAAGGUGUCUAUUUAAAUAUCUGUAACCAAGAAUGGACUAUAUUUUCCAGCCUUAAAAAAAUAAAUUGUCUUUAAAGCAUUUUAAUCCUUCUUUCUCCUUUCCCUGUCUUCCCACUUGGUCAUAAUUUUCUAGCUAAUCAGAUAACCGUGAAUUCACUUCCAAGAUCUUUUAUGUCUUGCUUCUCACUUAGCAUCAUACACAAAGUGUUCAAUUAUUGCCAUA
Molecule: messenger RNA, 2471 nt
Organism: Pseudopodoces humilis (Tibetan ground-tit)
Lineage: Eukaryota; Metazoa; Chordata; Aves; Passeriformes; Paridae
Source: RefSeq, a predicted model, not a curated record